UAGAGGAUUGCUGCGGGAAGACGGACGGUGCGGGGGUUUCAUUCACAGGCUUCUCCACGUUUCUUCACCCCGUUCCUCUAUUUCAACAGGACAUAUUCAUCCUUAAUACAGUGUUUUUUAAUUGCUACUGUUGUUUGAAACGGAGCCAAAGCGACGCAAAGGGGUGGAUUGGUUGUUGUGCGGUUUUUAAUCGGCGGUGUUAUCUGAACGGCAGGCACGCUGAUGGCGGUCACCAUCGAGGAUCUGUACCGGAGCUACGGGGUCCUUGCUGAUGCUAAGGACAACCUCAGCCAGCACAAAGACGCCUACCAAGUCAUCCUGGAUGGCGUGAAGGGUGGCGCCAAGGAGAAGCGGCUGGCAGCACAGUUUAUUCCCAAGUUCUUCAACAGCUUCCCAGAAUUGGCAGAUGCAGCCAUUAACGCCCAGCUUGAUCUCUGUGAAGAUGAUGAUGUGUCUAUUCGACGACAUGCCAUCAAGGAGCUGCCGCGGUUUGCAACUGGCGAGAACAUCGUCAGGGUUGCAGAUAUUCUCACCCAGCUCCUCCAGACAGAUGACACAGCAGAGUUCAACCAAGUGAAUGCAGCACUUAUUUCCAUCUUCAAGAUAGAUGCUAAAGGUACUCUCGGGGGCCUCUUCUCUCAGAUCUUGCAGGGAGAGGACAUAGUGCGGGAAAGGGCCAUCAAGUUUCUGUCAACCAAGCUGAAGACUUUCACAGAAGAUGUAAUGACCAAGGAGGUAGAGGAGUACGUCUUUACAGAGACAAAGAAGGUGUUGGAGGAUGUUACCGGAGAGGAGUUUGUGCUGCUCAUGCGUUUGGUGUCAGGCCUUCGGGUGCUGCAGACAGUGAACGGGCGGCAACAGCUGGUCGAGAUGGUGGUUGAGCAGGCGUUCCUGGAGCAGGCCCUCAACCCGGCUGACCCUGACACUGUAGACCGCCUGCUGCAGUGCACACGCCAGGCCCUGCCCCUUUUCUCUAAAAAUGUCCAUUCCACGCGUUUCAUCACCUACUUCUGCGAACAUGUCCUGCCCAACCUCAGCACCUUGGCGAGUCCUGUGGCCGAGCUGGACAUUCAGUUGGAGGUGCUGAAGCUGCUGGCUGAGAUGAGUCCGUACUGUGGAGACAUGGAUAAACUGGAGCCCAACCUCAACAUGCUGUUUACCAAGCUGCUGGAGUUCAUGCCUUUGCCUCCAGAAGAGGUGGAGAACGGAGAAAACUCAGCGAGUGAGGAGCCCAAACUGCAGUUCAGCUAUGUGGAGUGUCUCCUCUUCGGCUUCCACCAGCUGGGCAAGAAGCUUCCAGACUUCCUCCUCGAGAAAGUGGAUGCCGAGGGCCUCAAAGACUUUAAGAUCAGGUUACAGUAUUUUGCCAGAGGCCUGCAGGUUUACAUCAGACAGCUGCGAGUAGCACUGCAAGGCAAGACAGGAGACGCUCUGAAGACGGAUGAGAACAAGAUCAAAGUGGUGGCCCUCAAGAUCACAAACAAUAUCAAUGUCCUCAUCAAGGAUCUGUUCCACAACCCUCCAUCAUCAGUCACUCUGUCCUGGAAACCCGUCCAGAAGGCAGAGGCAGUAGCCCCCAAGCGUCCGUCAGGUGAGGAAAUGGGACCUGGCGCCAGCACAAAAAAACAGAUUUCUCCACUGCCCCGGAGGGACGCACGGCAAAUCUAUAAUCCUCCGAGCGGCAAGUACAGCGCCACCAUUGGCAAUUUUACUAAUGAGCAGCGCGGUGGCUUCAGGGGCGGCCGGGGACGAGGUUUCGGAACCAGAGGCAACCGGAGCCGAGGCCGAAUCUACUGAGACACACGCUCAGUGCAUAUUUCUCAUUGAACUGCAUCACAUCAGGAUCUUUGCCGUACCAAGACGGACUACUUAUCACCUGCUCUUUUUUUAACUGGUUUCCACGUCUUUUUCACUUUCAAACAAUCACUUUCACACGUCCAGAUUUUUUUUCCCCCCAUUUUUUCCUGCUUUUUGAAGGAGGAGGAGGAAGGUGGGGAGGGGGGGUUGGUUUCCUGUCUUCAGCACAUCAGACAAUGAGCUCAGACUUUUUCUACCUGCCAUUUCAACAUUAACUCCCUGUAUCCCUCUUGGCCAAGGCAAUAGUUCAAGUAAAUUUAAAUGUUUGGGUUGUUUUUUUUUUUUUGCCCCCCUUCAUUUUUAAAAAAUAUUCUGUGUAUUUUUGUGGAACAAAAGACUGCCAUGUUGUAACUGAUAAAUAUUUUUUUUGUCAGAUUGUUGUAGGUAAAAAAAAAAAAAAGAUAAUGAUCCUCUUGUUUUGCAACAUGUUGAUGAAUGCAUUUCUUUCUACCUUCUUAUUUAAUCUUGUUUUCUUUUUUUAUUAGAGCUUUGAGUUGAAUUGGCUGACUAUUGCUACUUUGUAUGAAUCAAUGAUGUUGUUAAAUUGGAUUUUUAUCAUAAACUUGAUGGAAGUAUGACCUUU
Scomber scombrus (Atlantic mackerel) is the source of this 2440-nucleotide messenger RNA. RefSeq names its product apoptosis inhibitor 5 (gene api5). NCBI's taxonomy places the organism in Eukaryota, Metazoa, Chordata, Actinopteri, Scombriformes, Scombridae. Gene Ontology annotation, cellular component: nucleus. The record is from RefSeq and is a predicted model, not a curated record. Gene Ontology annotation, biological process: negative regulation of apoptotic process. Gene Ontology annotation, molecular function: RNA binding.